Messenger RNA from Bubalus bubalis (water buffalo), 1892 nucleotides. RefSeq names its product BCL2 interacting protein like (gene BNIPL). Gene Ontology annotation, biological process: apoptotic process. The coding region runs from base 485 to 1555 and encodes 356 amino acids. Lineage: Eukaryota; Metazoa; Chordata; Mammalia; Artiodactyla; Bovidae. The record is from RefSeq and is a predicted model, not a curated record. The transcript is spliced from 10 exons. Gene Ontology annotation, cellular component: cytoplasm.
UUUUUAUCUCCCUUCAUCCUCAGCCUUUCCUUUAAUGUUUCUUCUUCCAGAACUCUAUCACAUACUUCUGUGUCCUUGAUUUUGCUUAUGCUUGAAAAAGUAGGGACACGAUAAUUUUAAAACCAAAGUGGUUUAUACCAUUGCCUUUUUUUUUUAAAGCAGCUUCCAGAAGGUUUUAAGGAGUCUAGAAAAUUGUCUUCCUAGACUCACCCAAGACUAGCCACUUUAGAAAAUGUACUCUCCUCCCCACAACCCGCCCCCACAUAGGCAGGGUUUGUCUUUUGUGCAAACCUGCUUCUUGGGAAGGGAGGUGGCAAAACCUGUUUGAAGGUGAGGUUACCUCCCUUCCACCCCUCCUUCCUCCUUGGAGGAAAGAGCAACGACAGCUGAGACAGAAAAAGGGGGUACAGAAGUGUUGGGGAGCUGGGGCAUCCGGCUCCCCGACAACUGCAAGUGUUUCAAGGUGACAGGGAGACUUGUGAAGAUGGGAACUGUACAAGAAGCCGGAGAAAAGACGGUGGAUCUUGGCAUCAAGGAGAAUGCAGAAACAGCAAUACCAGGAGCAUCCUUGAGACUUGGAGAACUGGAGCUGAAGGAAGAAUGGCAAGAUGAAGAAUUCCCUAGAUUGCUUCCUGAAGAGAUUGGCCCUUCUGAGGAUCCUCAUGAUCCUGAAAGAGACACACAGGCAGGCACCCCCAGCACUUUAGCCCUGUGUGGCCGGCGCCCCAUGCGCAAGCGUCUUUCUGCCCCGGAGUUGCGACUGACUCUGACUAAGGGGCCUGGAGAUAAUGGAGCGUCUCCCACCCACUCUGGACCUUCCUCUUCUGAUGGCAGUUCUGACCUGGAGGUAGACGAGUUGGAAACACCUUCAGACUCGGAGCUGCUGGACAGUGGACAUGAAUUUGAAUGGGAAGAUGAGCUGCCCCGGGCAGAGGGCCUAGGGGCCAGUGAGGCAGCUGAAAGGCUGGGCCACGGUUGUAUGUGGGAUGUGGCUGGAGAAGAUGGUCAUCGCUGGAGGGUGUUCCGAACAGGACAGCGGGAGCAGCGAGUGGACAUGACUGUCAUUGAGCCCUAUAAGAAAGUCCUAUCUCAUGGAGGCUACCAUGGUGAUGGCCUCAAUGCUGUUAUCCUCUUUGCUUCCUGUUACCUACCCAGAAGCAGCAUCCCCAACUACACCUAUGUCAUGGAACACUUGUUCAGGUACAUAGUGGGAACCCUGGAGCUGCUGGUAGCUGAAAAUUAUCUGCUGGUUCACCUGAGUGGAGGCACAAGUAGGGCGCAGGUUCCACCUCUGAGCUGGAUACGCCAAUGUUAUCACACUCUGGAUCGGCGGCUCCGGAAAAACCUGCGUGCUCUGGUGGUUGUCCACGCUACAUGGUACAUGAAGGCAUUCCUGGCAUUGCUUCGGCCCUUCAUCAGUUCCAAGUUCACACGAAAGAUCCGUUUUCUGAACAGCCUUGGAGAGCUGGCUCAACUCAUCUCCAUGGAUCAGGUCCACAUCCCAGAAGCUGUCAGACAGCUGGACCAUGAUCUCCAUGGCUCAGGAAGAACCUAGCAUAGGACUGGAAAAAUGGGCUUAAGAACCAAUCAAAGAUACGGAUCUGCCUACACCCUAAACUUGAGCUGUUUUGUAAAUCAUCUUAUCUUCAACCCCAGUACCACUGGAUCUUCACAUCUCUGUGGGAUGUCUUUCCUUCCAUGCCCCCGACUUCAAAGCAGGGCCCUGAUGUGCUGGGUAACUUUCGUUUCAGCUGGAGGGCUGCAUGUCCUGGCAUUUUUUUUAUAGGAAAGUGCAAAGCUGUGCUGCUUUAGCUGUAGAACCUUGGGCAAAUCACUUCAUCCCUUUUGAGUCCGUGAUCCUUUUCACCUGGGGUAUUCCCGCAGUCUGUAGA